This is a messenger RNA of Dinoponera quadriceps, 2870 nucleotides long. RefSeq names its product aminopeptidase N-like. The transcript is spliced from 12 exons. The record is from RefSeq and is a predicted model, not a curated record. The coding region runs from base 123 to 2870 and encodes 915 amino acids. Gene Ontology annotation, biological process: peptide catabolic process; proteolysis. Gene Ontology annotation, molecular function: peptide binding; metalloaminopeptidase activity; zinc ion binding. Gene Ontology annotation, cellular component: cytoplasm. Lineage: Eukaryota; Metazoa; Arthropoda; Insecta; Hymenoptera; Formicidae.
AGCAUCUCUCUCAAGCAACUUUUCGACGAGCCGCUGCGACCUCGUUACGAGAAUUAUUUGAGCAACCGUAUGGAGAGGAAAGUAAGGAGGCGUUCGUGUGAAUUGAAUGGAUUUGAGUCGGCAUGGCAUUUCUGAGGCUAUUUCUGAACGUCUCACUAAUAUUUAUUAUCUCGACGGCUCUUCCUCUCGACGAUGAUUCGGGAAACAGCUCACAGACCAAGGUUAAUUACCGUUUACCAGACAACGUGGUGCCGGUGCACUACAACAUCAAGCUAAUACCGUAUAUCGUAAAGGAUAACUUUACUUUCGACGGCGAAACGAAUAACGACAUAGUGAUUCGUCGCGCUACGCGAGAGUUACGUUUGCACGCAUUGGAACUGACAAUAGAUGAGGGAGUGACGUCGUUAGUUAAUAGCGACGGAAUCGUCUACAUACCGGAAGUGCAUAAUUACGAGAACGUAACAGAAAUGUUGAUUCUUGAAUUCAACGAUGAAUUAACUCCUGGACGUUACAUCCUAAAUUUAAAAUUCGUCGGUAUUCUGAAUAACAACUUGACGGGCUUCUUUAGAACGGGUUAUUAUACCGAAGAAGAUAAUGUAGUGUUGGUGGCUGUAACGCACUUCGAGGCGACCUCGGCGCGUCGAGCGUUUCCAUGCUGGGACGAGCCGGCAUUAAAAGCCACCUUCAACAUCUCCAUAAAGCACUAUCGAAAUUACACCGCUCUGUCAAAUAUGCCGGCGCUGGCACAUUCGAAUGAAAGCGACGAAGACGAUAUGAUAUGGACGCACUUUGACAUGACCCCAGUCAUGUCGACUUAUCUCGUCGCGUUUGUGGUGUUGUGCGGUUAUGUUCGCGUUCCUAACGCGGACGAAACCGUCAACAUGUGGUCCCCGCCGGAUGUGGCGCCAUACUCAACAUUCGCGCAGCAGAUCGCUCAGCGAAGUAGAGAGCUGUUGACGCAAUACACCAACAGUACCGAUAAAGUUCCAAAAAUGGACCACGUAUCAUCCCCGGCCUUAUCAGCCGGUGCCAUGGAAAAUUGGGGACUUAUCAUUUACACGGAACGCGAUUUCAUGCUCAAUGAAGAGAAAGAUACCACGCCGCAAAAACGCAGAGUAGCCGUGGUAGCUGCGCAUGAAAUGUCCCACCAGUGGUUUGGUAAUUUGGUCAGCCCAUCAUGGUGGACCUAUGUAUGGUUAAAUGAAGGAUUUGCGUCUUUCUUCGAAGCUUACAUACUUGAUAAGUUGUUCGAUGAUUGGCGAAUGAUGGACAUUUAUGUAAUCGAAAAACAGCAAGCUACUUUUUAUCGUGACGUUGGUAAGGAAAUGACGUCAAUUUCAGCGGAAGUGAACAGUCCUGAAGAAAUUAAGUCACUCUUCGAUACUACCACUUACGGCAAAGCACCUGUUAUAUUGCGCAUGUUGCAACAUAUUAUUACUGAUGAAGUGUUUCGGAACGGUCUUAUUAGAUAUUUAAACAUUCAUCAGUUUAACUCGACCACUUCCGACGACUUAUGGAAUGCCUUGCAAGCAGCUCUAGACGAAUCAAACGUUCCGCACAACAACUAUAAAUUGAAAGAAGUAAUGGACACGUGGAUAACACAAAGGCAUUACCCUGUGGUACGUGUGAUUCGUAACUAUGAUACUGGCGAAGUAACACUGAUGCAAGAACAUUCCAGCCCGUACAUAUCAGGCGAAAACCCCUCGAUCGACGACGAUAUAUGGUGGAUACCUAUAACUUUCACUACUCAAACGAAUCUUAACUUCUCUAACACCUUGCCCACUCAUUGGUUGAGACCGCAGGAUCAAAAUAUAACCAUUAGCGGAAUUAACUCGAAAGACUGGCUCAUAGUCAACUUACAACAGAUAGGAUACUAUCUCGUCAAUUACGAUGAGGCGAACUGGAAGAAGAUUACGGACUACCUCAAUACAGACGAUUAUACGAAGAUACACGUGCUCAAUCGGGCUCAGAUUAUUAAUGACGCGUACCAUCUUUUGGUGGCGAAUCGACUGAAUAUAACCAUAUUUCUGGAUAUCAUGAAUUACAUGCAGAAAGAAACGGAGUAUAUACCGUGGUGUGCUAUGUUCCUCAUUUUCACCACCCUGAAGGAUGUCCUCCAGAUACCAGGAACUGAAUUUCUGAAGGUAACCAUAAUUGCAAUGAUGAACAGUCUUGUCGAGAACGUAGGAUAUGAGGAAAAUCCUACCGACAGUGAUCUUACGAAGAUCAAAAGAUUAGAGGCCUUAAAGUGGGCGUGUAGUUUCGAUCACAUUGAAUGCAGAAGAAUGGCCGCUAUGAAAUUGAACGAACAUCUCGCGAAUCCUGAGAAGAACAAAGUUCCGCCGAACCUGAAGGAGUGGACAUUUUGUAACGGUAUUAUGGACGCGAACUUGUCUACUUGGAAUAAUGUGAUGGAUAUAUAUGCCGAGAAUCGUUUUAUUUCACAGUAUCUGAGUUGCUCUGAAAAUCCGGAGAUUAUCAUCGAUUAUAUGAAAAUAGCCGCAACGAACAACACAAUAAUAAAUGACGGUGACUACUAUAUGAUUUAUAAUGACGUGGUGGAGAAGCAUGCGAACAAGGAUUUAAUAUAUAAUUAUUUAUUGGCGAAUCUGGAACAAGCCACCUCCAGGAAAGUCAGUAUAAAACACGCAUUAUGUGGUAUCAUCAGCAAUGUGCAUUCCAAGCAAAAGCUAGAUAAGAUAAACGAAUUUAUGAAUAAUAAUUACAAGGAGGACGAAGAGUUAUUUAAAUGCGUCCAAGAAAAAAUAGAUGAGCGCAUGUCUGAACUAUUACGAAUAUAUCGUACGUUUGUAAAAUUUACAAGCACGAUCGAAGAAAAACAAAAUCAGAAAAAUCACGAUCUAUUCUAA